GUCAUAUUUGGAUCAUUUAUCGGAAACGGCAUUUAGAAAUUGUUAUAAUGUGCCAUCCAAAUAGAAGUGGAACUGGUAGUUGAAGGACCGUGUGUAUAAUAACAAAAAUCAUAAAUGGCAGAAAACUCUUUUGAAAUUUCACACGAAAGUUUUAUGCUCCCAAGUUCCUCUUCAAAGACUCAAGUGCUUUGGGAAGAGUUGGACCCCAGAGAUUUAGAAAUAGAAAGACUGAAAAGAACCAACUUUAAUCUUCGUUUGCGUGUGUUUCACUUGGAAGGUUGUUUAGGUUUGAACAAAGAUAGUGAAAAGGUUCUUGAAAGAGGAAAGAAAGAACAAGAACUUAUGGAAGAACUGCAACGGGAAGUUGAGAAGAAAGAAGAACUGCUCCUGAGUGCGCGUGAUUUAAUUCGUUCUUUGAAGAGCGAACUUACAGAAAGAAACACUAAGCAAGAUUCAAAGCACGAGAAGGAUCUUUUCGCAGUGGAACAGGUCAAACCUGCAAUAUUUGGUGUGAGUGAUGUUACGCUCAACACGUCAACAGAAAGUGGUCUAAAUUUGGAUACCAACGAUAUAAUAUCUCGCUGUGAGAAGAUCAUGGAGAAGCUUCGUUACUUUACACUUGGAGAAUUUGCAGAAGAAUCGAAACGAAUAUAUACGCACUUGAAAGGACAAAUAUCUGUCCAAGUGGCUUCCAAUAUCGUCGUACAGUUUUUAGAUUUCAUAGAUCGUCUUUUAGCUUCCAUUUUGCAAGGAGAAUUUUUGCUUCGACCGAAUAAUAAGUUAGAGUCACAGCAUGUGCAGACAGAACCUACUGUAGCGCUUCCCAACACGUUCAUGAGCAACUUGAUAAAACUGUUGAAAUACCUUGUUGAUGUCCGACUACAACUUCAAGGAAUUGUUCAGGGAGAUGAAACUAGCCAGCCUGUCUUUCCCGAAACUGACGAUGCUUUUGUGGGCGAUGAAGUCCUGAAGUUGAUGUCCAAUGAAGUUGUUGAUUGGGACCAGAUUAUCGAUCAAAUUAAAUUGCAGAAGGAAGACUUAACCUUGACUUACGAUGCUCUGGAAGAAGCAGAAGGUUUGAGAGAUGAAGCUGUCGAAGCUUUGGAGACUACCGAAGUAGAAAGAGAUGCAGCAGUUAAACUUAUUGAGAAUUUGAAAGAACUUGCGUCAUCUAUUGCAUCGAAUGAUGUGACAGCAUCUCAAAGAAUUUUAGAAGAAAUUGGAGUUGGCUAUGAUUUCAUAGCUAUAUCGAAUGAUUGGAAAGCAGAUGUUCUGAAUGGCGUGAAACAACAGAAUGAUGCUUAUCAGCAUCUCGAAGAAGCUGUGGUGAGUUGGAGAAAACGAUGGGAUUCUUUAACAUAUGACGAUCUUCAUGAAUUUAAUGAGGAUGGAAAGUUUACUUGUUUUGUUAAAGAAGAGAAGAUGAAGUUAGAACAAAAGGUUUAUGAUUUGUCACAGUUGUUUAAGGAAGAACAGGAAAUGUGGAACAAAAAAAUUGAAGCUUUGAAAGAAGAAAGAGACUUGGAGAUUAUGAGAUGCCAACAGCUUGAGGACGAGUCAAUGCGAAUGAUAGAAGAACAAGUUGAGUUACAUAAGACGGAAAUGGAACAAUUACAGAAACAGUUGUAUGAAAGAACAAAAACUCAAGAAAACUUAGAGCGAGAAUUGGAAGCGACUUGCGACAUCAUUGAAGAUUGUAAAUUGAAGACAACAGGUUUCUUGGAUAUGAUGAAAAGGUUAGAGUAUGCCUUGUUGUCUUUGGACGAAAAUAUCCUAGAAAGUAUUCAAAUAGAAUGUACAAAUGAGGAAAUUCUAAAGAAUUCCUUUCAAGUUAUUUCACAAUUGAAGCAAAGAAUAACUUCCACGGACGAAGCCACUCGAAACUUGCUUUAUAUGUUGAAAGAGCAGGAUAGAAAAUUUGAUGCGAAAGUACAACAACUUGACAGGGGAACUUCAAAAUUGGAGUCGAAAGUGUUAGAAUGGUCCGACAAAGUUGAUUAUUUAAGGAAGGAGUUGUUUCAACGGAAUCAGAAAGUGGAAGAACAAAGAAAGAAAAUUAUUCUCUUGGAAGAAGAAGAAAGAGAUAGAGAAUUUCAAUAUUAUUGUAGAGAGGAAGAGCAUAGAAAACAACAAGCUAUUAUUAAGGAGGAGAAGGAGUCCACUUUGAUUGAGUUAUCAACCUGUCGUGAAGAGUAUCGAUUGCUUUAUGAUGAAUGGCUUCAGCUGUGUGAACAAGUUGAAGAUGUAACAUCUGCAUUAGAGCAACAUGAAGUUUUCAGUAAACAGUUAGAGGAAGAAAAGGAGAAUUUAGAAGUUUCAGUUUUUAAAGUGGACGAAGAAAGAAAGCAAAUCGAACACAAGUACAAACAUUUGUACUCGUUGCAUUUUGAAGUCAGGGAGAGUUUGCUUAGAGAAGUCAAACUCUGGAAAGCACAGUUUUCCAGUUACUGGGAAGAUAACGAGAUAUUUAAAGAAACGAUUAGAGCAUUUCAGGAAGAAGUCCAAAGUCGUUGGUCAGAGAUAGUGUCUGUUUUUCAAGAGCAUUACGCGUUGUUAUGCAAUCGAUUGCUUGGCGGAAAUGAAGAAGCUUUUCAAGGUUGGAAGCCACUUGAGUUUGAAUUUGUCCUUCAAGGAACAAAUUUUUUCCCCGAGUUUGUAAAACAUCUUGGCUUAUUGAGUGCAAAUAUCCAACUACUUUCUCAAGAGUUGGAAUCUAGUGUUGUAGUAAAUAAUAUCAGUUCAGUACCAGAGCGACAUUUCAUAUGCCAGCAUGAAGUUACUUUUUCGUUACCUGAGGAAACAGUUCCGGUUGACAAUAACAUAACGGUGACAACAACCACGGAUAGAGAAACGCUAAGACAAAUGUGCAACUUUAUUAGAUCUUGGAAUAUGGAAGGAUGGUUCCAAAUAAUGAUGAGACGGCUAUUAGAGCUGAAAAGAAAGUUGACAAGACUUGAAGAGAAACAGGAAAGGGCUUUGUCGACUGUAAAACUGCGAGAUGUUCGUUAUUAUAGCUCGACCAUGAAAGAGUUUUCCGCUAGUAAGGAACCAAAAAUUCGCAGGCGCUUCUCAUUUUCACCAGCUACUGGUCAAAAAGUUUCUCCCUUACAGUAUCUGCGAUGGAAAGAGAGAGAACAGGAAGAAGGGAUAUUGAGACACAUGAGAGAUAAGUGGUCGGAAUCUCAAAGAUAUAGAAAUAUGUAAUACAGAAAUGUCAAACUUUGACCAAUCCGUAAAGUGUUUAUAAGAUUUGUCAACUUUC
This is a messenger RNA of Galdieria sulphuraria, 3262 nucleotides long. RefSeq lists its product as uncharacterized. Bases 115 to 3204 code for a protein of 1029 amino acids. The record is from RefSeq and is a predicted model, not a curated record. Lineage: Eukaryota; Rhodophyta; Bangiophyceae; Galdieriales; Galdieriaceae. The transcript has 2 exons.